AUGAUUGAAGACAAUAAGGAAAAUAAAGAUCAUUCCUUAGAAAGAGGGAGAGCAACCCUCAUUUUUUCCUUGAAGAAUGAAGUUGGUGGACUCAUAAAAGCACUGAAAAUCUUCCAGGAGAAGCAUGUGAACCUGUUACAUAUCGAGUCUCGAAAAUCAAAGAGAAGAAACUCAGAAUUUGAGAUUUUUGUGGACUGUGAUAUCAACAGAGAACAAUUGAAUGACAUUUUUCAUCUGUUGAAGUCCCAUACUAACGUUCUCUCUGUGAAUCCACCAGAUAAUUUUACUGUGAAGGAAGAUGGUAUGGAAACUGUUCCUUGGUUUCCAAAGAAGGUUUCUGACCUGGACCAUUGUGCCAACAGAGUUCUGAUGUAUGGAUCUGAACUGGAUGCCGAUCAUCCUGGCUUCAAAGACAAUGCUUACCGUAAAAGACGGAAAUAUUUUGCAGACUUGGCUAUGAACUAUAAACAUGGAGACCCCAUUCCCAAAGUUGAAUUCACUGAAGAGGAGAUUAAGACCUGGGGAACUGUGUUCCGAGAGCUCAACAAACUUUACCCAACCCACGCCUGCAGAGAGUAUCUCAAAAACUUACCUUUGCUUUCUAAAUAUUGUGGAUACCGGGAAGAUAAUAUCCCACAAUUGGAAGAUGUCUCAAACUUUUUAAAAGAGCGCACUGGUUUUUCCAUCCGUCCUGUGGCUGGUUACCUGUCACCAAGAGAUUUCUUAUCAGGUUUAGCCUUCCGGGUUUUCCACUGCACACAGUACGUGAGACACAGUUCCGACCCUCUCUAUACCCCAGAGCCAGAUACUUGCCAUGAGCUCUUAGGUCAUGUUCCCCUUUUGGCUGAACCUAGUUUUGCUCAAUUCUCCCAAGAAAUUGGCCUGGCUUCCCUUGGAGCUUCAGAGGAGUCUGUUCAAAAACUUGCAACGUGCUACUUUUUCACUGUGGAGUUUGGUCUCUGUAAGCAAGACGGGCAGCUGAGAGUCUUUGGUGCUGGAUUACUUUCUUCUAUCAGUGAACUUAAGCAUUCACUUUCUGGACAUGCCAAAGUAAAGCCCUUUGAUCCCAAGAUUACCUGCAAACAGGAGUGUCUCAUCACAACUUUUCAGGAUGUCUACUUUGUAUCUGAAAGCUUUGAAGAUGCAAAGGAGAAGAUGAGAGAAUUUACCAAAACAAUCAAGCGUCCAUUUGGAGUGAAGUAUAAUCCGUACACACGGAGUGUUCAGAUCCUGAAAGACACCAAGAGCAUAACCAGCGCCAUGAAGGAGCUGCAGCAUGAUCUCGAUGUCGUCAGUGAUGCCCUUGCGAAGGUCAGCAGACAGCCGAUCAGCUGA
Messenger RNA from Enhydra lutris kenyoni (northern sea otter), 1335 nucleotides. Its product is annotated as tryptophan hydroxylase 1. Lineage: Eukaryota; Metazoa; Chordata; Mammalia; Carnivora; Mustelidae. The transcript has 10 exons. Gene Ontology annotation, molecular function: iron ion binding; tryptophan 5-monooxygenase activity. Bases 1 to 1335 code for a protein of 444 amino acids. Gene Ontology annotation, cellular component: neuron projection. The record is from RefSeq and is a predicted model, not a curated record. Gene Ontology annotation, biological process: aromatic amino acid metabolic process; serotonin biosynthetic process.